AAGAGGCACCGAGGACUGGCCUUCGUGGGUGGAGGCCUUGGCCGACCCAGAUUCCGGUGCCCGUUUUCGUCAAAGGGCUCGGCAGCCGAUAUACCGGUCGUGAACACCGGUUUUCCCUCGUCAAGUGGGUCUGGUUCGAUUGAGGAGCAUAUCCGAGAUGUCACCGUUCCUCCUCUUAGAAGUCCUCCAUGAGGCACCCUCCGCAUGUCAUCCUUUUCCUCUUAGAAGUCCUCCAUGAGGCACCUCCGCAUGUCAUCCUUUUCCUCUUAGAAGUCCUCAAUGAGGCACCGAAGCGUCCUCCCCCAAGGAGGCCCCGAGCAAAAGUCCUCCAGAUCGACUGGCAGGCGUCAAGAAAAGUCCUUCACCGAUGCGAGGCCCCGAAAUUCAAGUCCUCUAGACCGACUAGGGGCGUCAAGGAAAAAGUCCUCCACCGACGCGAGGCCCCGAGCAAAAGUCCUCUCGGCCGACUAGAGGCGUCAAGGAAAGUCCUCCACCGAUGCGAGGCCUCGAGCGGAAGUCCUCCAGAUCGACUGGCAGGCGUCAAGGAAAGCCCUCUACCGAAGCAGGCCCUCGGGACGUCAAGGCAAGCCCUCUACCGAAGAGGCCAUUUCGGGAAAAGUCCUCUAGACCGACUAGAGGCGUCAAGGAAAGCCCUCCUUCGUCGAUCGAAAGGAGGCCCUCGGGAUUCGGAAAGACCUCCCGUGUACAAAUCGGGAGGCAACUUUAACUUGGAAGUCCUCUUCGGAGGCACCGUAACCAGCAGCAAUUCGACGUGGUUCGCGUCCCCUUUUCCUCUUCCCAUUUCUCUCUCUCUGUCUUCACCUUCACAGACUGACAUGUUCUUCCAGUCGACUAGCCGGUUUACCCGAGUCAGGACCUGGGCCAGCAGGUUCCCUAGAUGCAAGGCACCCGUGCAGAUCGACACUUUCGUUUGCUCCGUCGUCGUCCGAUCCUUUCUGCUGCUGCAGGUGGUCUCGUUGGUUUUCUGGGAAAACACCUAAAAAAAAUUGAAAAUGGGAAAUUCACAAAAAAACUUGAAAAUUAAAAAAAGAAAAGAAAAAAGGGCGGAAAAUUGGAAAUUACAAAAAAAAUGCUUUUCUGCGUUGGCUUUUCUGUAUAUCUUUAUCUCGGAGUUUGGAUUUUGCGGUCUGUUGUUUGGAGUUUGGGUCUGUUCUUUUUCUGCAUAUUUCUUUUCUUUUCUUUUUUGGGAGGUGGGAGGGUUUCUGUAUUUC
This is a messenger RNA of Sodiomyces alkalinus F11, 1232 nucleotides long. RefSeq lists its product as hypothetical. Lineage: Eukaryota; Fungi; Ascomycota; Sordariomycetes; Glomerellales; Plectosphaerellaceae. Bases 189 to 1001 code for a protein of 270 amino acids. The record is from RefSeq and is a predicted model, not a curated record. The transcript has a single exon.